Messenger RNA from Chaetomium fimeti, 762 nucleotides. RefSeq names its product glycoside hydrolase. The coding region runs from base 1 to 762 and encodes 253 amino acids. The record is from RefSeq and is a predicted model, not a curated record. Lineage: Eukaryota; Fungi; Ascomycota; Sordariomycetes; Sordariales; Chaetomiaceae. The transcript has 5 exons.
AUGUCUUGGGACACAGUGAAUGUGCAAGGAAUCCUUCUCGUGAACGGCACCGACACGGCCGAGUGGAAAUACGUCCUCGAUGUGACCUCAAUCUUCUCACUCGACCCCAGCCAUUACCCACCCGGUUAUCAAGGAUACAAACUUGAUCCCAUCAUCGGGGCCGCAAACCCAAACAUAACCUGCGGCCGAGCAGCAUUCGAUUCCGCGCCUCGGACCCAGACAGCUGACGUGCUUGCGGGUUCCGAGAUUGGCUUCCGAGUCUCGGCCGACGGCAAUGGCAACAGAAACGCUGAAUACUCACAAUUCCCAAGCUUCUGGCAUCCGGGUCCCGCGCAGAUUUACCUCUCGCGCGCCCCGAACGACGACCUCCAGAGCUACAGAGGCGAUGGUGCCUGGUUCAAGAUUGCCUACGCAGGCCCCUUGAACAAACAGAACUGGUCGCUGUGGCCAAGCGUAUCCGACUUCAACUUUACCGUCCCUAAAACUACGCCGCCUGGUAAAUACCUGCUGCGCAUUGAGAACUUCAUGCCUACGGCGCAUACCGGUUACCUUCAAUUUUACAUCAACUGUGCUUUCAUCAACAUUAUUGGCCCCGGUGGGGGCACCCCGACACAGUUUGUGACGUUCCCUGGCACAUAUCAAGACGAUGACCCAGGCUUUCUCGUGCCCCCGAACCAAGACUUGAUGGGUGGGCCCGUGAAAGCGGAUGGAAUGAGGUUGAUGGAGUACAACCCCCCCGGUCCGCCUGUGUGGACGGGGUGA